Messenger RNA from Haliotis rufescens (red abalone), 1381 nucleotides. RefSeq lists its product as uncharacterized. The transcript is spliced from 8 exons. The record is from RefSeq and is a predicted model, not a curated record. Gene Ontology annotation, molecular function: metalloexopeptidase activity. Gene Ontology annotation, biological process: proteolysis. Lineage: Eukaryota; Metazoa; Mollusca; Gastropoda; Lepetellida; Haliotidae. Bases 73 to 1158 code for a protein of 361 amino acids.
CGCACAGAUAAUACCGCAUAGCUUCACACUGUCUUUUCUACAACUUCGGGGUCGACAUUUGUCCAAGUAACAAUGAUUGCAUUUACAUCGUGCCUCGUCCUUUUGGUAACAGGGGCGGUGUUCUCGUAUCCUGAUGUAGAUACUACCUGGCUGAAGGCCACUCUCAAAAACCCUUUCUCUGAACCCCGCCACCAUGUCACUAACCCGGCAUACAAAGCUAAAGCCAGGGACUUCAUCAUCAAGGAGUUCCGAAGCUACGGAUUGGAGACACACAACCAGACUUUUGACACGAAUCUUGCGACGGUGAAAGGUGUAAAUGUAAUCGCAAUUUCGAAGGGAAAGUAUUUCAAUACAAAUAAAGAUCAAAUAGUUGGAGUCGCAGCACAUUACGACACUAUGAGAAACACACCAGGCGUCGAUGACAAUGGUGCCGCUGUCGUUGCCAUGCUGCAAGCUGCCAAACAUCUAGCCAAGUUCGGGCGAAACUUCACCGUGAUCUUCGUCGCCUUUGAUUUUGAAGAAUGGGAGGAAAACCUUCCUGAAGAAGCAUGUACCUACCUUAGUUGUGGAAGCAGGAAGUUCGUCAGUGAAUGGAUGCCAUCCUUUUGGACCACUAUGCCCAAUCUCAAAGGGUUUAUCGUCAUGGACACCAUUGCAGACAUUCAAGAAAUGCCAGACACCCAACAACUCCCACAAGGAUUGGGGCUGUUUGCCCCGGGCGUUGUAAGCAGCGUUAACUCUGACGGCAAAAAGGGAGAUUUCAUCGCAGCAAUUGGCCGUGCCUACGAUUCUGACGUCCUUGAUGCCUUCGUCACUUCCUACACCGCCUUGGGUCAACCUGAGUUCGAGCUUGAGAAGAUUAACAUCACCGUUCUAACUGGCCCGACACUAACACAGCAGCAAUUCAUGAUUUUCAAUGAUCUUAUAAGGAGUGAUCAUUAUUCUUUCUGGUCAAAUGGUAUGAGGGCAAUCUUCCUGACGGACACAGCCAACUUCCGAGGGUAUAUGCAAGCCUGCUACCAUCACUACUGUGACACGUUUAGCCGAUUCACAGACAAGAUGCUUCAGUUUCUCGGGAAGACCACCCAAGCUCUCAUUGGUUCUGUCAACAUAUUGGCGCCAUCUACCGAAUUAUCGGGAAGUGCCCUGGUUGGAUGACAAAUGACUCUCUGAUUUGCAAUUACAGCGUCCAAUUAACAAGACGGAUGAAUUACAGGUUCUUUCUGAAGCGUGGUUCAAUCCCUGACACGUCUUCAUCUGACUUCAUUCCCGUUUCAUAAUUCACAAUUAGUUUAUUCCACGUUGGUGUAUUCUAUAAAUGACAAGCAUGUAAAUCUAAGAUUACAAUUAUGAAUGUAAUUCUUUGAAUAAUGUCAUAUUG